UCGUAAUUCCGCGCAUGCUCACUGUGCAGUCACCAUCUUGAGUUCGUCAGUGGCAGUUGCUUGAUGAACGUGUUCCACUUUAAGGCCCCUUAACAACACCAAUUUAACCCAAAACAAGUGUUAAUCGCGAUUCAAAUUACCGAUUAAUGUGCAAACAAUCCACCAUAGUGUUAUUAUUAUUGAUAUCAUCCGUCAAUCAUCCGUUUUCCCGCCAUCCUUACCUAAUCUUGGCAUGGGAGUUAUUGAAGGUGGUAAAAGGUCAGUAAUGGUUUUGGUUUGCUGCUAAGGCUUUCUAGGUUUAAUUGAUAAGCUACAUCGUAGAAUGGCUUUGAAAACCGCCUUGCCUUCUAUGGCUUCCACAAAGGAAAUGAAAUUUUAUUCACCGAAUUCCGUUGGUUCCGAGGACGACCCUCCAUCAUCAGACGAAAAUUUCCAGCUGCGACUCUCUGACGACGAAGACUGCCAUAACACGGAAGAUGGUGACAUUUUACCUUCUUCUGUUUCUAAAGAAACCGAGGACGAAAUCCUCAAUAAAUUCAACUUUGACGAAUGUCUGGAUAAAGAAAAAAGUGAAAAGACCACAAUCGCUUCUUGCUGUGAUAACGAUGCAAAAACUAAUACUGACGAGAACGAAAGCAAAGCCGUUGACGAAGAUAAAAAUGAAGAAAGGUCAACAGAUGAUAAAGACGAAAUCAAGAAUGGCGAUGACGACAAGAGAAGAUUAGAGAAGACAACUGAAGAAAGUUCCGAUAAAUCGAAAGAAGUAGAAGAUGAAGCCCAAAAGGAAGAAGAAACUGGCAAUGCAGAAGAGGGAACGUCGAAAGAUGAUGGAUGUUCAGAAAAGCUAAAAGAAGUUGAAGAAGGAAAAGAGGAACUAGCAACAGUAAAAGAGAAAGUGGAAACAGCAAAAAAAAAGUUAGGAAAAGCAAAAGAACAACAAGAAGAUUCAAUAAAAACCGGCGACAUUGAAAAAAAGACAAGUGGGGAAAGGGAAAAAGAUGGUGGAAAUGAAAAGAAAGAACGCUCCACGGCGUACAACAAAGAAGAAGAAAAAGGUAAAUGUGAAGAAGAUGCACAAAAGGAAAUUUUCAAAAGACAAACAAAUGAUACAGAAAACUUGUUAGAUAUUUUCGAUGUAAAACCUGCAGAUGAAAAUAAUCUUCUUCAGGAGCUAAAAGAUCCAUCCUCGUCAAGUGAGAACAGCGAAAAAGAUGAAAAUGAAGAAGAAUGCGAAGACAUGGAUAACGAGAAAAUGGAGGAAGAAGCCGAUGGGCCGGAAGUGGAUGAAGCCAUGGAUAGCAUCGACAUUGAAGAAAACGUUUUGGUACAGGAAGAUACUUCCGGCGACGUAAAAAUCACUGAUAAAGAAACUGUAGAGAAAAUAGACACUGACAAGUUUUUUAUGGAAACCGACAAAAUAACAGAAAGCGAACAAGAAACUAUUAAGAAAGUAGUGACAAGUGAUAAAAGAAAUACAGUGAGUCCACAACCACCGGAAACAAGGAACGAUACCGUAACAAGUUCCGAAAAAAGUACUAUAAUAAUCACUAACGCGAGUGAAGAAACAAGUGAAACAAUUAAACAAACGGAUCUAACAAAUGAAACAAAAGAAGAUAGUACAAAAACAAAAGAAAACGAAUCUUCGAAAUCUGCCAAACGGUCACUCCCGGAAACGACAACCGAUAGUGAGAUGGAAAGCGCCACCAAGCGGAUAAAAAUGUUAGAAAAAAAGGACUACUAUGACAAACUUAAAUCGACAGACACGACCACAUCAAAAAAGGAAGACAAACUUGCCCACAACGUCGAAACGUUAAAUUGCCUCGUCGAAUUCAUGAAGAGCAACGUGCUGACGAAACUCACCCGUAACAAUUUGGAGGAAUUGUGUCUGCAAAAGAUGUGCGAAGCGGUCAUGGACAAGAGCGAGAUCGGCGAGUUGAGACACCAACUGAAAGUCCAAGAACAAAUGAUCGAACAUUGGAGGAAGGAAGUGACGCAAUUGACGAAACAAGCGCGCGAUUUGGAAACCGUCAAUACACGUCUGAUGAGCGACUUCCGAGUAAGAAACGAGCGAGAAAAACCGAUCAUGCCGCUAAAAAUAACGAGAUCCGUGGGAUUACAAGUCAAUCCCGACAACUUUAUCCUUACGGGCAGGAGGAAGGUCGCCCGAAAUGUUGUUCCGAUCACACAAAACGCUACCAAUUCAUCGUCCACCGGCACGGCCACGUCCCCAACGAAGCAAACGGUGCUUCAUACUGUUGCCGUUUCCAACGGGGUCGUUGAAUCCGUGAACACUCAAAGCGGCUCCACUUCAACGGACAUGGUCACCGAUAGCUCCGUGUCCACAUCCGCCUCAUCGUACAUAGAUCUGACGGACGAAGACUUGACUUGUCUUUAUAAUCAAAUAACUACUCUUUUUUUGCCUUAUCUUCACGAAUGCGUCAUUUUUACUUUUGUUUUAGACACGGAAGAUGGUGACAUUUUACCUUCUUCUGUUUCUAAAGAAACCGAGGACGAAAUCCUCAAUAAAUUCAACUUUGACGAAUGUCUGGAUAAAGAAAAAAGUGAAAAGACCACAAUCGCUUCUUGCUGUGAUAACGAUGCAAAAACUAAUACUGACGAGAACGAAAGCAAAGCCGUUGACGAAGAUAAAAAUGAAGAAAGGUCAACAGAUGAUAAAGACGAAAUCAAGAAUGGCGAUGACGACAAGAGAAGAUUAGAGAAGACAACUGAAGAAAGUUCCGAUAAAUCGAAAGAAGUAGAAGAUGAAGCCCAAAAGGAAGAAGAAACUGGCAAUGCAGAAGAGGGAACGUCGAAAGAUGAUGGAUGUUCAGAAAAGCUAAAAGAAGUUGAAGAAGGAAAAGAGGAACUAGCAACAGUAAAAGAGAAAGUGGAAACAGCAAAAAAAAAGUUAGGAAAAGCAAAAGAACAACAAGAAGAUUCAAUAAAAACCGGCGACAUUGAAAAAAAGACAAGUGGGGAAAGGGAAAAAGAUGGUGGAAAUGAAAAGAAAGAACGCUCCACGGCGUACAACAAAGAAGAAGAAAAAGGUAAAUGUGAAGAAGAUGCACAAAAGGAAAUUUUCAAAAGACAAACAAAUGAUACAGAAAACUUGUUAGAUAUUUUCGAUGUAAAACCUGCAGAUGAAAAUAAUCUUCUUCAGGAGCUAAAAGAUCCAUCCUCGUCAAGUGAGAACAGCGAAAAAGAUGAAAAUGAAGAAGAAUGCGAAGACAUGGAUAACGAGAAAAUGGAGGAAGAAGCCGAUGGGCCGGAAGUGGAUGAAGCCAUGGAUAGCAUCGACAUUGAAGAAAACGUUUUGGUACAGGAAGAUACUUCCGGCGACGUAAAAAUCACUGAUAAAGAAACUGUAGAGAAAAUAGACACUGACAAGUUUUUUAUGGAAACCGACAAAAUAACAGAAAGCGAACAAGAAACUAUUAAGAAAGUAGUGACAAGUGAUAAAAGAAAUACAGUGAGUCCACAACCACCGGAAACAAGGAACGAUACCGUAACAAGUUCCGAAAAAAGUACUAUAAUAAUCACUAACGCGAGUGAAGAAACAAGUGAAACAAUUAAACAAACGGAUCUAACAAAUGAAACAAAAGAAGAUAGUACAAAAACAAAAGAAAACGAAUCUUCGAAAUCUGCCAAACGGUCACUCCCGGAAACGACAACCGAUAGUGAGAUGGAAAGCGCCACCAAGCGGAUAAAAAUGUUAGAAAAAAAGGACUACUAUGACAAACUUAAAUCGACAGACACGACCACAUCAAAAAAGGAAGACAAACUUGCCCACAACGUCGAAACGUUAAAUUGCCUCGUCGAAUUCAUGAAGAGCAACGUGCUGACGAAACUCACCCGUAACAAUUUGGAGGAAUUGUGUCUGCAAAAGAUGUGCGAAGCGGUCAUGGACAAGAGCGAGAUCGGCGAGUUGAGACACCAACUGAAAGUCCAAGAACAAAUGAUCGAACAUUGGAGGAAGGAAGUGACGCAAUUGACGAAACAAGCGCGCGAUUUGGAAACCGUCAAUACACGUCUGAUGAGCGACUUCCGAGUAAGAAACGAGCGAGAAAAACCGAUCAUGCCGCUAAAAAUAACGAGAUCCGUGGGAUUACAAGUCAAUCCCGACAACUUUAUCCUUACGGGCAGGAGGAAGGUCGCCCGAAAUGUUGUUCCGAUCACACAAAACGCUACCAAUUCAUCGUCCACCGGCACGGCCACGUCCCCAACGAAGCAAACGGUGCUUCAUACUGUUGCCGUUUCCAACGGGGUCGUUGAAUCCGUGAACACUCAAAGCGGCUCCACUUCAACGGACAUGGUCACCGAUAGCUCCGUGUCCACAUCCGCCUCAUCGUACAUAGAUCUGACGGACGAAGACGACAAAAAAGCAGCGGCGGGUACAAAUAAUAAAAGGAGAUCGUCAGUUACUAACAACAACAAUAAUGGCGGUACAAGUCAGAGUUCAACGUCCGCGGCUCCCGUCAAAACCGUCACCAGCACCGUAACGACGACGACUCCGAACAAGAGUUAUCGCAUCGUGUCACCAGCGGUGGCGUCCGGAAUGACGGUCCCCGGUACCCCCAGACUCAUGUACGUCGUCAACAGCAACCCCGUGCAAGGCAUCAUAGCUACCACAACUACCACCACCACCACUCCCAAAUCGGGUUCACUAUUGAAAAUCAACACAAACGGUCUCGUUGGUCAGGCGGCUUCGAUGAGAUCGGCUUCUUCCGCUUCACGGUCACAGCAGUCCGUGAGACCGGUGCAGACGGUUCGUCCGACGACCACGCCCAAAAAUUCGUCCGCUAAGGCUUCUGGGGCACGGCACCCGGCCCCGUUGCCUCCUACACCAGUGGCUCAAGUGUCGAUAGCUUCAAGAAAGCCUGUACCGCCGAAACCUCAUCUUCAAAUUCGUAAAAAUGGCAACGCUAUAGUGUUGUCGUGGAAAAUGCCAUAUAACCUGGCGAACUUUGAAAGUAUCGCCAGUUAUCAGUUGUACGCUUAUCAAGAGACGAGCGCCCCACCCAGUACCGAUAUGUGGCGUAAAGUGGGCGACAUAAAAGCCCUCGCUCUGCCCAUGGCAUGUACGUUGACCCAGUUUGCCGACGGGAACAAGUACCAUUUCGCUGUGAGGGCCGUGGACGUGUUGAAACGCGUGGGACCGUUCAGUGAACCCGGUCCCAUUUUAUUGUAAACGUGAUAUGUGAUUAUGAAAACGCUCAUUUAAGUAAUUGAUUCAGUUGUCAGUGAGUUAUAUUUAUUUUGGGCAGAGGUUUCUCCCAUUUUUGAAUAUAUUAAUUAAUUGUUACGAUGACGAAUAUUGCGCGCAGCCUAUUUUUCAGGUAUGUUAGUUUGUAA
Molecule: messenger RNA, 5352 nt
Organism: Agrilus planipennis (emerald ash borer)
Lineage: Eukaryota; Metazoa; Arthropoda; Insecta; Coleoptera; Buprestidae
Product: activating transcription factor 7-interacting protein 1
Exons: 9
Coding region: 323-5188 (1621 amino acids)
Biological process (GO): regulation of DNA-templated transcription
Cellular component (GO): nucleus; transcription regulator complex
Molecular function (GO): protein binding; transcription coregulator activity
Source: RefSeq, a predicted model, not a curated record